GGUAGUAAGGCGACCCGUUCAUGGUAAAGACGAAGCUUGUGGUCUGGGCAUGCUACCCUUGACCCCACCGUUUUGGGCCAUCUGCCGCCCACUCUACCCCAUACAGCGGUUCAUCCGCGUAGAGGGCCACACAAUUCCCUAGACGCAUUUAACCGGUCCGCUAGAACGCAGCUCUAGAGCCAAGAGCCUAUGCGAGCAUAGUACCUCGCAGGCUGGGAGGCAUAUAUAUGAAGCACCAACAUGUUCAAUCUAUCCAGGCUCAGCUGCAAUCAGCCCAACCCGACAAGUCAAGAGCUUAUAUACCCUGCUGCUCAGGACAGUGUACGGUUGUGCGUUUCAAGACCAACCUACACACACUCCUUCGUUGUUUCGAUUCUACAAGCAGUCUCCGGACUAAGAGUUGGAUAUCAUGGGUCUUUACCAGAAGUUCACACCCAAGAUGGGUGCCGUUGCGAAGAGCAGGGCCGAUGUCGAAGCCGCGCAGGCUGAGGCACCUCAUCUGAAGCAGGUCAACUGGAGGUCCGAUGCUGGUCUUCGCAAGCUCUACUUCUACGCCUUCUUCAUCUGUAUCGCUUCUGCGACUACCGGUUACGAUGGUUCCAUGUUGAACAACCUGCGUAUCCUACCCCGAUGGACCGACUACUUCAACGAUCCGAAGGGAGACACUCUUGGUCUCUUGACUGCUCUUUAUUCUAUCGGUUCGAUCGCUUCGCUUCCUGUCGCUCCCUUUGUUGCCGAUCGUUUCGGACGUCGAGCAUGCAUUACUUUUGGGUGUGUUAUCAUGAUCGUUGCAGCUUGCAUUCAGGCCGCUGCUAAGAACCUCGACUACUUCAUGGGCGGACGUUUCCUCAUGGGUUUUGGAAACUCAUUGGCUCAGCUGUCUUCUCCUCUACUUCUCACCGAACUUUGCCACCCUCAACAUCGUGCUCGUGUCACUGCGGUCUACAAUUGCUUGUGGAACGUUGGUGCCAUCGUUUGCACCUGGUUGACUUUUGGUACCAAGCGCAUCGACAGUGACUGGUGCUGGCGCGUUCCCGCUCUUACUCAGGCUGCACCUUCCGUCAUUCAGCUGGCCGCCAUCUGGUUUAUCCCCGAGUCUCCGCGUUGGUUGAUCGCCAAGGAGAGGAACGAGGAGGCCCUUGCAAUCCUUGCCAAGUACCACGCAAACGGUGAUGCCAACAACGCUACAGUUCAGUUCGAAUACGCCGAGAUCAAAGAGACCCUCCGCCUCGAGUUCCAGUACCAGAAAACUUCCAGCUACCUUGAUUUCUUCAAGACCAAGGGUAACCGGUACAGACUUAUGCUUCUCGCAUCGCUUGGUCUCUUCUCUCAGUGGUCCGGCAACGGUCUUGUCUCCUACUACGCUACCGAUGUUUACAACUCCAUUGGUAUCACAGACCCCGACACCCAGCUUGGCAUCAAUGGUGGACUUACUAUCCUCUCUCUCAUCGUCUCAGUCUCUUGUGCUCUACUCGUUGAUCGCGUUGGUCGUCGCCCGCUCUUCAUCUCCGCUACCGCAGCCAUGUGCGUCACCUUCAUCGUCUGGACGAUUGCUUCGUCGCAGCAAGAGGCUACUAAGAGCAAGGCCGCUGGUCAGGCUGUCAUUGCCAUGAUCUGGAUCUUCUCUGUUGCUUACGCGUUGGCUUGGUCUGGUCUGCUUGUCGCCUACACAGUUGAGAUCUUGCCCUUCAAGAUCCGUGCGAAGGGUCUGAUGAUUAUGAACUUGUUCAUCCAAGUUGCUCUGACUAUCAACCAAUACGUCAACCCCUUGGGAUUCGACCAUCUUCACCCCACUUGGAAGCUCUACACUAUCUACGCUUGCUGGAUCUUCCUCGAACUCGUCUUCGUCACUGUCUUCUACGUCGAGACCCGUGGUCCCACUCUUGAAGAGGUCGCCAAGAUCUUCGAUGGUGAUGAGGCUGAGGUUGCUCACGUCGACAUUGAGGUGGUGGAGAAGAACGUCAUGACUUCUGGUUACGAGAAGGACGACAACGUCCACGUUGAGCAAGUUCGCUCAUCUUCUUAGAUGUUUUGAUCACUUGUGUCUAAAUAACUAGUGCGUCUUGUUUGGGGAGUGAGAGUGGUAGUGGGUUGAUUUGCGAUACC
Alternaria alternata is the source of this 2106-nucleotide messenger RNA. Its product is annotated as general substrate transporter. Gene Ontology annotation, biological process: carbohydrate transport; transmembrane transport. Gene Ontology annotation, cellular component: membrane. NCBI's taxonomy places the organism in Eukaryota, Fungi, Ascomycota, Dothideomycetes, Pleosporales, Pleosporaceae. The transcript has 3 exons. Bases 410 to 2026 code for a protein of 538 amino acids. The record is from RefSeq and is a predicted model, not a curated record. Gene Ontology annotation, molecular function: carbohydrate:proton symporter activity.